Messenger RNA from Notechis scutatus (mainland tiger snake), 3882 nucleotides. NCBI's taxonomy places the organism in Eukaryota, Metazoa, Chordata, Lepidosauria, Squamata, Elapidae. The record is from RefSeq and is a predicted model, not a curated record.
CAAAGAAUCACUACUGAAGGAUUAGCAGCCUUUGUUGCCUCAUCCUUUGUUUUCCAAGAAAGAUUCCCUGGGCCAAGGCACUGACACUGUUCUCCUAGCCCACCACACCACACCUGAGUUGUGCAGGAUGGAUACCUUCACUCCAGGGCAAAUGGGCUCUCUUUUGGUUCUGAUAGCAGUAGCUAUCUGGCAAGGCUCAGCUUCUCCCACCAUUCACCCUAAUGUUGACAUUCUGAGGGUGAAGAAAGGAGACUCCAUCCAAUUACUUUGCUUGGGGAAAUUGCCUGUUGAGUGGAUCGGUAUCCAGAAUGGGUCCACCAUGAUGGUGUAUGACAAUGGCACCCUCUACGUGCCUGAGGCUAGUUGCAACCAAAUGGGAAGCUACCAGUGUGCUUAUAUCAACAAACCAGAAGAGGGGAUUAGAACUAUAUAUGUGGCAGUAACAGAUCCUGAGUCUGUGUGGUGUGGCCUUCACAAUGUUUAUCCUAUUGUGGAAAAGGGCAGCGAUGCCUUGAUUCCGUGCCUGAUUGCUGACCCAAGAUUCACAGGCAACAUGACCCUCCUUAAAGACUCUUCUCCAGUUCACUCAAGAGUCUCAUUCAGUCCUAAGGAAGGAAUAUGGAUUCAUAAUGUAGACCUGAGUGAUAAAGAUUCCUAUGAGUGUAAAGCCCAGGUUCAUGGAGAAUGGGUGAUUUCACCCAGAAUUACUCUUUCUGUCUAUGACAAUCACCAGCCUUUGAUGGUUACUAUUGGAGGACUAGCAAACCAUGUGCGGUUACAGGGAGAACCAUUCAGCAUUUCCUGCAGAGUACAAUAUUACUCUUAUGAAUAUAAUGGCACAUGGAUCUAUCCCCUGACUGCAAACGCCAUCUGGAAUACAACGGAUUUAGAUACUGGAUUAUCUCAGUCAUACGCCACUGAUUACUUCCUAUUCAUUUCAGCAGUUCAGUUACAAGACAGUGGAAUAUAUACUUGUCAUGUGGAAGCUGCACAAUUACAUGUAAAUGUUUCAGCUACUCUCCAAGUGCUAGAGAAAGGGUAUCUGCGCUUGUCCACAUUACAGAACAAAAUUCAGGAGACAAACUUGCAUCUGGACCUAAAUCUUCAGGUGCUUAUUGAUGCUUAUCCUAGACCUUUAACAUAUAGAUGGAUACAUGUGAACCGAUCAAGAAAGUCCAUAAUCAUUGGCCACAUGAUUUUUGGUCAACAAAGACACAACAAUACACUCAGGCUGAAUUGGAUGGAGGAAAAAGACGGUGGUGAAUAUAUAUUUUUUGCAGACAAUGGGGAAGCCAAUGCAUCUAUUCAUUUUUACGUCUCUGUGAAAACUAAACCAAAAGUUACAGUGUUGACCAACAUUUCCAAUGGUCUCCAAUGUGAAGUAACUGGCUAUCCUCCUCCACGUAUUCAGUGGUACAAAUUGCACCCCCAUGUUGAUAGAUGCGGUCAACAUGGGGCCCUGGUUUUUAAUGACUCCAGUCCAAAAAUCAUGAGUCAAAUUCCCUUUGGAAGUGUGUCAUUGAAGAGUGUCUUUAAAGGGAAGAUGGAGGACAGUGAGAGCGUUUGCUGUUUUGCAGUUAAUAGUGCUGGAAAUGACUCCAGUUUCAUUACAUUUUCUGUUUCUGAGGUUACUGGAAAGGAGAACAAGAUCCCCAAACUACUUUAUGCAGUCUUUGGAGGCACAAUGGGUUUUCUUCUUCUAUGUAUCAUCAUCUUGGUCUAUAAAUAUAAACAGAAACCAAAAUAUCAAGUCCACUGGAAGAUUAUUGAAGCCUGUGAAGGAAACAAUUACAUCUUUAUUGACCCUACCCAGCUUCCUUACAAUGAGAAAUGGGAAUUUCCUAGAAGCAACCUGCAAUUUGGAAAAGUCCUUGGAGCUGGAGCUUUUGGGAAGGUGAUUGAAGCCACAGCUUUUGGGCUGGGAAAGGAGGAUUCUGUCUUGAAGGUGGCAGUGAAAAUGCUGAAAUCAACUGCACAUACAGAUGAGAAAGAAGCUCUUAUGUCUGAGCUGAAAAUCAUGAGUCAUUUGGGUCACCAUGAAAAUAUUGUCAAUCUUCUAGGAGCAUGUACCCAUGGAGGCCCUGUCCUUGUAAUUACUGAAUAUUGUCCCUUUGGGGACUUGCUGAACUUCCUGAGAGAAAAAGCUGAGCAUCUCAUAAUCGAGGGUUUAACCUUGGAAUAUACUUUUGAUAGCAUGAUGGCUGAUUACAAAAAUAUCUACCUUGGAAAAAAGUAUGUCCAAAGAAGUGAUAGUGGAUUUGGAUGCCAAAGUGUCGACAGUUAUUUGGAAAUGAAAUCGGUCAUAGCAUCAAUGCCUACGCCAGCACAAGGAACAAGUUUGGUAUCAGCUGAAGGAAAAAAAAACCUACGUUCUCUUGAUCUCUUUGACUUGCUGCAGUUCUCCAACCAAGUGGCCCAGGGAAUGACUUUCCUGGCUUCAAAAAACAAUGGCCAAGGAAGAAGUCCCUAUCCUGGCAUAAAAGUGAAUAAUAAGUUUUACAGCCUUGUGAAACAAGGAUAUCAUAUGGGGAAGCCAGAUUUUGCUCCAGAUGAUAUGUACAAUAUAAUGACGGCAUGCUGGAAAUUGGAGCCCACUCAACGGCCAACUUUCAGUCAGAUCUGCACCUUAAUUCAGAAACAGCUGGAUGCCAUUAAGGAACAGGAUUAUACAAACUUGCCCUGCCCUAGAGAAGAGCAAGACAGUGGAUGUGAUCCUACCGGCUGCUUUGAAGAAUCCUGUGAGUCAGGAGAAGUGGAGCAACCCCUUCUUAACAGCAACAAUUAUCAGUUUUGUUAGGGUGUGUUGUUCUGGGCCUUCUGGAUGAUGAAAUACCAACUGAGAUUGGACUUGGAUUUCAUGCAACCCCAAUCCCUUUUUUGAGGCUUUUCACAUCAGAAAACAAGAGAGUCAUACAUAAGUCACAGACUGGGUUCAUGCCUUGCACUGACAGCAGAUUCCUAAAUUCUCCCAUUCUACCUGAUUCUAACUACUGGCAGGGGCGGGGUUGAUCACUGUUGACAGCUUAAGCUAUAUAGGACAUUGGUGAAUCGGUGCCUCAACUUUGCAGAAUGGGAGAGAUUGUGCAGUCGCAGGAAACAAAGCUUAAUAAGGCAGGUGGGCUUACUUUCUUUUCUCUAUAUACCUUUCUGCUACAAGCUAUCAACCCUAUAAACUAGAUAUGUGAGAGGUAAAAGAAUAAGAUUACCCACAUUUUGUGCAAGGUGGGGGUUUUGCAGAGCAAGAACAGGGAACAGAAAGAAGUGGAGGCAUUCCCAUUGUAACCUGCCAUUCUACAGUCAUUUCUUGUAGCUUAGGUGGGCAGACUGAAAUCCAUGGCAGAUAAUCAAACCAAAAGGGGACGUCACUGGAAGAGAGGUGUCCUUUGGCAGUAGGAAGGAUUGUUGAACAUAAGGAGGAUGGUGGGAAGAUUUCUCGAGAGCCGCUGCAUUCAUCUCAUCCUUGAAACAACCUCCAAACCUGGAAAAAUAACCAAACUUGUACCAUUUUGCCACUGAGUUUUGGCAUGGGUUGAAAGGAUGGGCCAAAAGUUGUUCACCCAUCAUAGAGAAGAAAACUGCUGGGCCAGCUAAAAAAAAGAAAAUAAAUCUAAUUCUCCUAAACUUUUUUUUUUUAAGCUUCAAGAAGUAGCAACUCUGUUUUUCUCUCAUUUGGCAUUACCAUUUCACAGCAUGAGCGUUACUUGGCAAUAAUUGUUUUGCUAUUUGGAUAUUAUUACUGAAAGAAGGGAAUAUAAGCCACUCGCUGUCCCUCUGUAUUGAACUGGCAUAAAACCACCAAUAAAUUAAUUACAGGUAAUCCUCGACUUAUGACCACAAUUGAGCCCAGAAUUUAUGUUGCUAAGUGAGAAAUUUGUUAAGUGA